This is a messenger RNA of Misgurnus anguillicaudatus (oriental weatherfish), 1021 nucleotides long. RefSeq names its product gamma-crystallin M2-like. Gene Ontology annotation, molecular function: structural constituent of eye lens. Lineage: Eukaryota; Metazoa; Chordata; Actinopteri; Cypriniformes; Cobitidae. The record is from RefSeq and is a predicted model, not a curated record. Gene Ontology annotation, biological process: visual perception; lens development in camera-type eye.
UUUAUAUUGUCAUUAUAAAAUUGGAAACAUGUAACUGUGAAGAAUUUUUUGUAUGUUUUCAUUGUUACACCUUGUGACUGUAAAUAUUUCACCAGCAUAUAUCAAACUGAGGUUCCUUAAACAUAGGAAUCUAAAACAACAAUUAGCAUUUCAUAUUCUUUCAUUUUAGCAAACUUUUAGCAAAUUCUGGAAUUCUAACAACAGAGAAAACUAAAGGCCUCUGUUUCAACUUGCACUGUCAGGAAUUGAAUAACAAUUGAUGCUAUAUAGUCUUUAGUCUUAGUUUAGUAUAAAGGUACGAGUGACAGCAGUCAGCCAACAACCAGAAUCAGCAUCAGCUUCUCCUCUGUGAACCGAUACUGAAGAUCAGCCAGCACAACCACAAACAUGGGCAAGGUCAUCUUCUAUGAGGACAGAAACUUUCAGGGUCGCUCUUACGAGUGUAAUAGCGACUGUUCUGACAUGUCCUCCUAUCUGAGCCGCUGUCACUCCUGUAGAGUAGAGAGCGGAUGCUUCAUGAUGUACGAUCAUCCAAACUACAUGGGACACCAGUAUUUCUUUAAGAGGGGCGAGUACGCCGAUUACAUGUCUAUGUUUGGAAUGAGCAACUGGAUCAGAUCCUGUCGUAUGAUCCCCAUGCACAGAGGAUCCUACAGAAUGAGGAUCUACGAGAGGGAGAACUUCAUGGGUCAGAUGUAUGAGAUGAUGGACGACUGUGACAACAUCAUGGACCGCUACCGCAUGUCUCAAUGUCAGUCCUGUCAUGUGAUGGACGGUCACUGGCUCAUGUAUGAGCAGCCUCACUACAGAGGCAGGAUGUGGUACGUCAGGCCUGGAGAGUACAGGAACUUCAGCAAUAUGGGUGGCAUGAGAUUCAUGAGCAUGAGGCGUAUCAUGGAUUCCUGGUAUUAGUCUUCUAAAGUUUCAAUAAAAUAAUUCCUCCACAAAACUAAACAUUGUGUCAUAAAAUCAUUUCUUGAGGAAAAUAUUACAACUAUUUAAAACGCUGACAAAAGCACUU